This is a messenger RNA of Oryzias melastigma (Indian medaka), 2638 nucleotides long. RefSeq names its product dpy-19-like 1, like (H. sapiens) (gene dpy19l1l). Gene Ontology annotation, cellular component: nuclear inner membrane. The record is from RefSeq and is a predicted model, not a curated record. The coding region runs from base 188 to 2395 and encodes 735 amino acids. The transcript has 22 exons. Lineage: Eukaryota; Metazoa; Chordata; Actinopteri; Beloniformes; Adrianichthyidae. Gene Ontology annotation, molecular function: mannosyltransferase activity.
UGCCGGCAGGGUGCGCAGGCUCAUCGGAAUUGUGCGAGGACCCAGUCAACAAGCCCCAUUAUUCGGAUACUAGUAAAGGUGCAGAUACGAGACCCAGAUACGAGAGGCGGUGGAGCUGUUCGGCUCACACCCUGCGGGUUCCUCAGCAGUCCAUCUUUUCCUCUGACCUCCACUUCCUCCGACAGCAAUGGUGGCUAAGAACAGAAAACAAGCUGGGAAGACUCCGGCGACUCAGACUGACCGUGAAAGAAGCCCUCUUGUUCCCCCCCACGGCAAAAGUAACGUGAGGCGACCGGGGAGGGAGAGCAAGGCUUUCCCCGGCGCGCAUCUGAACGGGCUUUCAAGCGUUAAACAAAAGCUGGGGCUAACUCCCUCUGCUCUGCUGAAGCUCGGCAGCUUUCUUUUCCUGGCUGGUCUUUCGGGAUAUUUACAUUGGUAUCAUCUGUCUCACCUCUUUGAGAAUGACAGGCACUUUUCACACCUGUCUAACCUGGAGAAGGAAAUGGCUUUUAGAACAGAAAUGGGUCUCUACUAUUCCUACUAUAAAAUCAUUAUUGAGGCUCCCUCGUUUCUGGACGGCCUCCAUAUGAUCAUGAACGAUCGACUGACAGAGCAUCCGUUGGUGAUCAACACACUGAAGAGAUUUAAUCUCUAUCCAGAGGUGGUCCUGGCCAGCUGGUACCGGAUGUACACGGGUAUAAUGGGCUACUUUGGAGUUCCCACCAAGAUGUGCUGGUCUAUCAACAGAGGGGAGGGACUCAGUCCUGUGGACAGCUGUGAAGGACUUGGUGACCCGGCUUAUUUCUAUGUGACCUGCGUCUUCCUGUUGAACGGCGUGAUGAUGAGUCUGUUCUUCAUUUAUGGUGCCUACCUGAGUGGGAGUCGACUGGGUGGGAUCGUUACCAUUCUGUGUUUUUUCUUCAAUCAUGGAGAGAGCACCCGUGUGAUGUGGACUCCACCCCUGAGGGAAAGCUUUGCCUACCCCUUCCUGGUCCUGCAGAUGCUUCUUCUCACUUACAUUCUACGAACACGCAGCCCGAGCAGGACAGCCCUGGUUGCUCUGGGCAUCUCCAACGUUUGCUUUAUGCUGCCGUGGCAGUUCGCCCAGUUUGUGCUGCUCACUCAGGUGGCCUCUCUCUUUGCGUCAUACAUCCUGGGUUAUCUCGCUGGUGCCAAGAUGCAGUCCAUCUUAGUUACUCAUAUGAUCACCCUCGGAGUCUGCUUCAUCCUCAUGUUUGGGAACUCCAUGCUCCUCACGUCCUUCUAUGCCUCCUCUCUCAUUUCCAUAUGGGUAAUCAUUGCUUUGAGGGACAGAUUUGCUCAGAUUUUCAAACCUGGCAUCAUCAUCUGGGUCAUGCAGGGUUUGGCUUGGGUCGGCUCCACAGUUCUGCUCAAAUUUGUGCUAUCGACAAUCUUGGGUGCUUCAGAUGAUGCUCACAUCAGUGGACUAAUAAAGUCCAAGUUCACCAGCUACAAGGACUUUCACACCAUGAUGUACACGUGUGCUGCAGAGUUUGACUUCAUUGAAUUUGAGACUCCGCUGCGUUACCUCAAGACGCUUCUGCUGCCAGUCAACUUUCUGAUUCUUGCUCUCAUUGCUGGCAGAAUUUUCAAGGAUAUAAUCCGAACCCUCAGACAUGAAGAGAAGGCAUCUGUGAAGACAGAGGAUGAUGAAGCUGCUGCAGGGUCUGAAAUAGUUGCCAAAGGAGAGCUGGUGUACCACAGCCUGCAGCUGCUGGCUUUUGCUCUGCUGGCCAUUCUGAUCAUGCGGCUGAAGCUCUUCCUGACGCCUCACAUGUGCAUCAUGGGGUCUUUGCUCUGCUCCAGACAGUUGUUUGGCUGGAUCAGGGAAAGGUUGAAGCACCAGAGCGUGGUGCUGGCGGUCAUUGCCAUGAUGGCCGUUCAGGGAGUGGCCAAUCUGCAGGCGCAGUGGGCAAUCAUCGGAGAGUUCAGCAACCUGCCCCAGGAGGAGCUGCUGGACUGGAUCCAGGAAAACACCCGACCUGAUUCUGUGUUUGCGGGAGCCAUGCCAACGAUGGCCAGUGUGAAGCUUUCCACCGGUCGACCCAUCGUCAACCAUCCUCACUAUGAGGACUCUGGUCUCAGGGAGAGAACCAAGCUGGUCUACUCCAUGUACAGCCGCAUGUCAGGAGAAGCUGUAAAGAAGAACCUGAUGAAGCUGGGAGUGGAUUACUUCAUCCUGGAGGACUCCUGGUGCACCAGGCGGACUAGGCCUGGGUGCAGUAUGCCAGAGAUCUGGGACAUUGAGGAUCCUCAAAACGUUGGUAAAAUUCCCCUCUGCACCCACAUGUCCAGGAGCUCUCGACCUCACUUCACAACAGUCUUUUCAAAUGACAUUUAUAAAGUUCUCAAAGUCCCCAAAGAUCACAGAUAACAUCGUUGGACGGACCAGGCAUCAUGAAUCCUGUGCUUUUAGAACUUGAUUCAGUUUCUCAUGCUUUGGUUCAGCUUUUUGUGUUCAAGUGGGCCAAAUGAAAGUCCAUUAACCAUCUUUUAUUUUAACAUCUCUGUGACCCAACAGCACUAUUUUAAUUGUUUGUGACCAAAUGAAAGCUGAACGAGAGUACAGCUUCUGCUAUUUUGUUGCAGUUUUACUAUAUUUCCUCAUUUGAAAGGA